This is a messenger RNA of Cyprinus carpio (common carp), 1491 nucleotides long. RefSeq lists its product as uncharacterized. The record is from RefSeq and is a predicted model, not a curated record. The transcript has a single exon. Lineage: Eukaryota; Metazoa; Chordata; Actinopteri; Cypriniformes; Cyprinidae. The coding region runs from base 178 to 1491 and encodes 437 amino acids.
CUUCAAAAUGCCCUGGAGAAUCUUCGUCUGGACACAGACCAAAGAGAACAUUUGGAGAGAGAAGCCCGAGAGGGACUCGAGGCAAAGCUCUGACAAGCUGAAACCCUCCUUGAAAGGGCUGAAAUUGAACUGAAAGAAAGAGAUGCUAAAGCUAAGGCCUAUGAAAAUCACCUGAACAUGGCCCGAGCUGAAAUCCAUGAUCUUACACAGCAUAAAAACUUUCUAAAAGAUGAACUUGACAUCGUUCACAGAGAACUGAAACAUUCUUAUAGACUGCAAAGUGAACAAAAAGAGGAAACACACUCCACAGAGUUUCCCCUGGCCAGUGGACCCACCCCUUUCAGCCAAGAACUUAGAGCUGAAAAAGGGAGUGAAAGCCUGCUUUUCAAAAUGUCACCAACCAGCCUGCACGAACCCCUGUCAGCAGCGGGGGAGGGAAAACCCUUCCAGAAAGUCCUGGUCACCAGCCACAGACACAUGGCUCCCAAAGAACUGGACAAGCUGGCUAGAAACAUCCCUACGUUCAACCCAGAUCCUGCAGGAGGCCAUGACAUUCACGCUUACUUACAGGACAUAGACUUUCACUUACAAACUGUCGCCAACGUAACCACUUGGGACAAACUAUACCUGCUCAGAAUUACGUCCAGUCGUGAGGUACGCAGUUUCUUAGACCGUCAACCAGAGACUGUCAAAACAGACUACCAGCAACUGCGAAAAGCUUUGGUGCGUGAAUUCUCUGAUCCAGAAUCAGACCAAGGGUUAGUAACCGCAAUGGACCUCAAGCAAGGUCGACUUGAAACCCCAACGAAUUUCUAUAACCGACUGCGACGUGCCUACUUCGGAGCACGAAAUGAACAAGGCAUGGAGGAAGACAUUAACUUCCGAACUUUGUUUCUUCAAAACCUCCAUCCUACUGUAAGCCACCAUUUGGGAGUAUUAGCGUGCCCGCGUAGCAUGUCAACGCAACAUUUACGCGACUUAGCCCAUAAGGCUUACACCAAACAAAAGACUCUGUCAGAAAAGACUGUAAAACACCCAACUAUUUGCCCUGUCUCUGAGUCCUAUUCAGAGUUGACCCUAGAGGGCGCCCAACCGCACCACAGUUAUAGACCCAACAACCGAGAGUCAAGACCGUUCCAAGCCAGCAGAGGGCAGCGUGGUCGUGGUGGUGCCCGUCCGAGGCAACAGAACGACCGCUCUGGAGGAUCCUGGGACCGGCCUCGCCCCUCCCACAACCAAAAGGGGGGGGCCACCUGGGAAGCCAGCCGGCGACUCAGAAAUAGCCGACCUACAGCCUCCAGAACACCAAGCCCAGGGAGCCGGGAGGGGGAACACUCUCAACGUGAUGCUUGGAAGCUCAAGGCUGAACCCACAUCUAACAAGGAAAGUGCAGCCACGUCCGAAGCUGCAGAACUUCUGAAUGUACUGAAAGAGUUCCUUAAAAAGAAACCUCACAAGGAAGACAAGAAGGAUAAACCAGACACCGCAUGA